Anguilla rostrata (American eel) is the source of this 2155-nucleotide messenger RNA. Its product is annotated as zona pellucida sperm-binding protein 3-like. Bases 342 to 1979 code for a protein of 545 amino acids. The record is from RefSeq and is a predicted model, not a curated record. NCBI's taxonomy places the organism in Eukaryota, Metazoa, Chordata, Actinopteri, Anguilliformes, Anguillidae. The transcript is spliced from 8 exons.
UCUCCAGGAGCAGGGUCAAGCAGCCCUGCCCUAUGCAGUGCAAUUUGGCCACGUGAUUGGGCACACCUCCGUAGCCUGAAUAAUUGCUUUCAGUUGCUUGUGCGCGAGGUGUUGGUGUCAAGUGGGAGGCCAACGGUCAGAGCUAACUAAAGAGAGACUAAUCAGCGUUGCUGUCGUUUCCUCAUGCUGCCCUGUGAUUGGUCGGCACCUGGCAGCGGUUACUUAUAAAGGAGGCUAAGCCCUGCCCCCUCUCUAACUCUGUAAAUGCUAUUGAUGCUGUGCAGGCCUAGCAGUCUUGGCGGAUCUGUGAAUUGGUGUGCGUGUCUUUCUUGUGUGUGGAAAUGGGGCUUACAGAGGGAGUGCUGAGGCUGCUUUCUGGCCUGCUUCUGAUUUCUCUCCUGGUGGACUGCGUCCCGGUGCCGCCGGGGAAGCCGCGGAAGGGCCCGGAAGGGGACCGGGUGUCCGAGCCCAGCACCGUCGCCGUGUGGUGCCACGAGUCCGCCGUGGAGAUCCGGGUGAUGGCCGACCUGUACGGGACGGGUGUCCUGGUCGACGGGGCGGACCUGCGGCUGGGGCGGCACCCGCUGGCCAAGGGCGCCGGACCGGCGGCGAAGUGCGGCGCGGCCGCGGUCUCUGGCGUGGGGGAGGGGGGCGAGUACGUCAUCCUCGCCGAUCUGACCGACUGCGGGACGGAGCUCGUGUUCACUGAUGACUGGCUGGUCUACAAGAACUCCAUAUUCUACUCGCCAGCGCCUUCGCCGAACGGCAUCAUCCGAUUGGAGGAAACCGAGAUUCCAUUCAAGUGCCAUUACGGACGGCAGUACAGUGUGGACAGUAACAGUCUGGUUCCUACGUGGAUCCCCUUCAUUUCCACGCAGUCUGCUGAGGACGCGUUUUACUUCUCUCUCAGACUCCUGACGGAAGACUGGCGUUCUGAGAGGGCCACCAACGUCUACUUCCUCGGCGAGGUCAUCCAUCUGGAGGCCUCGGUCGUCCAGGGCAACCACGUGCCCCUCCGCGUCUUCGUGGACACCUGCAUAGCCACCCUGGUGCCUGAUGUGAACUCUGACCCCAGAUACGCCUUCAUUGAGAAUGGGUGCUUCACUGAUGCCAGGGUGACGGGGUCUCGCUCCUGUUUCUUUCCCAGAAACCAUGACAACAACCUGCACAUCCAGCUGGAGGCGUUCAGGUUUUUCCAACACUCCAGGGACUCAGUCUUCAUCACCUGUCUCCUGAAGGCUGAGCCAGUGGCCCUCGGUGGAGCGUCCUCAAACCGGGCUUGCUCUUACGCUGACGGAAGGUGGACGGCCGUGGACGGGAACGACCAGGCGUGCGGCAGGUGUGAAGGUCCCCGCGGUUUCUCCACCGGCCAGAAAACCCCGGAAAUCGGGGUGUGGAAGAGGGGGGCGAAGGCCGAGGCAGGGGCAGGCGGCAGAGCUGCGACUGAACCUCCCGCUGGUGCUUCUGCUUUGGAAAAGUCCGUGACCAUCGGCCCCCUGAUCUUUCGUAAGCCCGAGCAAGUCGAUGCGCCCGAGGUCCUUGCAGCUGAGCAUUCAGGCACUUCUGUGGACACCCCAGCCGUUAUGGCCACGGCAGGCAGUGCAGUGGACCCUCCAGCUGUCGCAACUGAUUCAGGCACUGUGGUGGACACCCCUAAGGUGCUUCCGGUCGAGCAGGGGAAUGCUUCGGUGGAGGAGGCCUCGAAUAAUGACUCCACACUUCCUUUGACUGGGCGAUCUGCAAGUACUGCUCACUCCCCACCGGUCCAUUCCCUCGAAGCAGGCACCGAUGUGGACCCCUUGGCUGCGUCAACAGAGACGGAGGACACCUUGAGCACCUCCGUCCUGGCGAUGGAGCAGGUGGAGAACUUGGACGACCUCAAGGCCGAGGAGGCGGAGGCUCGAGUGGGCCCACUUGAGGUGGACACCCUGGUGGAUGAAGAUGAACUGGAAGGGAGUGUGGGGGGAGUGUGGGAUUAGUACUGGGUUGAGUACCUGGCCCAUGCGUGCGCUUAUUCACGUGAAACUUCAGUACCCGAAGAUCCUUGGCUGAAAAUUGUCAAUUUAUAGGCCAAGUCACUUGGGGACUCUGGAUAUGAUCCAUCUACAUGAACAAAUGUAAAAAGGGGUAAAUAAAAGGCUACCUUUUAAAACUG